CGUUCCCGGAGCUGGCGAGCCAUGGAGGAGACGGCCGCCGGGGGCGACCCGCCAAUGCCUGAUGUCCGUCUGUGUGGACACCUGCGGAAGCAGAAGUCCCAGCGGCGCCGGUUUUUCGUGCUGCGGGCGCCCAGCGAGCGGGGACCCGCCCGCCUGGAGUACUACGACAGCGAGAAGAAAUUCGGGGCUGGCGGCGCCCGCCCCAAACGCAGCUUCGCCCUGGCCAGCGCCCUGCACAUCAACAAGCGGGCGGACGCCCGGCACCGGCACCUCAUCGUGCUGUACGGCCGGGACGGCACCUUCGGGCUGGCGGCCGAGAGCGCGGAGCAGCAGGAGGCCUGGUACCGCGCCAUGAUGGAGCUACGUGCCGCGGGCCUGUCGCAGCUGGGGAGCGGGGCGGCGUCGCCCUUCCGGGAGGUCUGGCAGGUGAGCCUGCGCCCCAAGGGGCUGGGGCAGGCCAGGAACCUGGUGGGCGUUUACCGGCUGUGCCUGGCGGAGAGCACGGUGGAGCUGGUGCAGCUCAGCGCCCCGGCCCCCUGCCUGGUGCUGCAGCUGCUGAGCGUCCGGCGCUGCGGCCACUCGGAGAACUACUUCUUCCUGGAGGUGGGGCGCUCGGCCGCCACGGGCCCCGGCGAGCUGUGGAUGCAGGUGGAGGACCUGGUGGUGGCCCGGCACAUCCACGAGACCAUCCUGGAGGCCAUGAAGCGGCUGAGCGAGGAGUGCCGGGUGCGAGGCCGGGGCCAGGCCUCCGCCCCCAUCUCGGUGCCAGCCCGGCGCCUGCCCCCCACCCAGCCGCCGAGCUCCGGGCGCCGCCGGCCCGACGGGGACUAUGCCCUGGCGUCGUCGGACGAGGGCGGAUCCUCCAGCCCUGGGGAGGGGCGCCCGGCUGGCAGCCCGGAGCCGGCCGGCUCCCCGGAGCGGCCGUCGCUGCCCCCCUUGGCCGGGCGGAGGAGGCCAGGGUGGUGCCCGGAAUCCGGCUACAUGGCCAUGCUGCCCGGGGCGGCCCUGGGGCAGCCGGAUUACGUGCCCAUGAGCCCCGGCGGCGUCUCUCCACCCCGGGGCGAAGCCGCCGGCUACAUGCUCAUGUCCCCCAGCGGGAGCUGGGCGCCCGAGUACGUGAACAUGUCCCCGCUGUGGCGCUCGGCCGGCAGCACCCCCCCGCGCCGCAGCCCCCCGCCCGGCGCCCCCGGGGAGGCCCCGUGCCCCUUCCGCUCCCUGCCGCGCUCCUACAAGCACGGGGCCUGCCUGGCCGUGCCCGGGCGCCUUUCCUCCUGCUCCUCCUCCACCAGCAGCGAGAGCCUGGAGGAGCCGGUGCCCCCGAGCCCCGGGGAGUACGUCAGCAUCGAAUACCGGCCCAUCCCGGGCCAGCCGGCGAGGGUGGAGCCUGGCAGGCGGUGCUGCGGGGAGCGAGGCCCCCCAGCCUGGGAGGAGCCGGGACUCAACUACGUCGCCCUGGACCUGGCCCGGGGAGGAGGCGGCCUGGACGGGCGCCCCCGGGCGGCCGGUGGCCCCAGCCCCCAGGCCUACGCCAGCAUCGACUUCCACCGCUCCCAGGAGCUGCGGGGACGCCGGGGCGGAAGGGACGGGCCAGAGUGCUGACCCCUUUGCUGUCCAUGCGGCCUGGUGACUUUGUGGCUCCCCUGACUCAGGACCAAUGCUCCACCCGAGAGCUGGUCGCAUUGAGACACCUGAUACCUCCGCAGACGACGCACCUCGGUUUCCUCCCGAUGGACCGUGAACCCCUUUAAGUGCCUUUGUUUUUGGGGUGCGGCUCUCGGGGGUGUGUAUGUAUGGAGAACAAGCCAAAGAUGGACUCAUAUUUUGGAGAGGCUGGUGCCUUGCACUCUGGGUGUCCUUUGGUUCUGCUGGGGGGACACCACAGAACCUGACCAUGGGCUUGAGGUUUCAAGGUCACCCCCCCGUUUUGGGGGAAUUCCUCUGCACCAAAGCCAAUUCUUUACUCCUCUUUUUUUGGGGGGGGGCAUCUCCCCAGCUUCCCACCCCUUGGGAUGGAGACUUUUCAGGGGGGCUGAUUCCUUAUUUGCAGGGUUCACCCCCUCUGUGUUGGGGUCACCCCUUUGACCCCAUCAACCCUCUAGUGCCUUCAUGCCCCCCAACUGUGUUUUUGGGGUAUGCCCCAAAGGCUCCCCCCCUCUGCAAAGUGUUUUGUUCCCCCCGCUCUAGCCUUGGGGGGAACAUUUGUCCCUCUCGCAUAUCCAAAGUGCACCCUGCAGCUGGGGCAUUGUGGGGGGGCCCUCGCCACCCCCCCCCACCUGUCUUAGGUUUGACGCCUUUCGCAAGGAGAAUUGGGGGUUCGCUCUUUGCUUCUGAAUUGCACCUGGUUGGGGGUUUUUUUGCACUAGCUUUAAAAUGUUUCGUUUGAGAGCAGGUAAUUUAUAGCUCCGGCUCUGGGGCCUUAAAUCCUCCCGGCUUUUGCCAGCUGAGCUCACCGGGAAGGGAGAGUUUAAUUCCCCUCUCAGAAGGCUGAGGGGCCGGGCCGGGCGUUCGCUUUGUGGGAUUUGGUGCAUGGCUGCAGAAUCGGGAGCUCGAUUUUUGCGGGUCCCUCGUUUGCAAGAUUGGAGCUGCAGAAACCAGGGGGGUUGUGGUUAUAAUAAAGCCUUUGUGUCAAAUGGGCUUUAUGGGAAAAGUGGGUAUGGACAAAAUUUGAAAUACGCCGGGAGUUAAUUUGCUGGGCUCUCCUCUGCCCUCGUCCCGGGCGAUCCGCCUGCCAAGCAGGACCUGGGGCUACACCCAAAGCCUUGGGGAGCCGCUCGUGCCCAGAAAGGUCCCCCUGGUUUCUGCGGCUGGAGAUGAUUUGCAAAAUGAUUCGCAGCUGUUGGGAGCUCCGUUCCUUGCCCCUCCUUGCUGUGAUUUACGUCCUUGCACUGACGUCUUCGACCCAAAAACCUUUCUCAAAUUAAGAGGCGUCGCAGAGCUUGAUUUAUCCGCUUGGGCUGUGCGCACACACGGUCUCCAAAAACGAAUCAAGGGGAUUUAGAAACCCGGCUGGCAAAGCGAGUUUGGGGUUGUUUUUUGUUUUUGGAAUAAAAGGAAAAGAACUUUGCCCGCUGUUUCGUCAUGCGGCGGCUGCUUCGGUUUGGCAUUCAGGGCUUCGGUCAAAAUCAUUUUGCAGCUCGGCUUCAUCUGCAGAGGAAACGUUCCUCAGGAGUUGCGCUGACAAAAACGAAUUGUUCUCAAGUGCAUCCGUGCAGAGGGGGUCGCUUUGAAAUUGGCAGCCGAGCCCGGUCUUUCAAACGGCUUCGUUCGGGGGUUUCCCCCCAGGGGCGGGCGCGAGAGCCACGUCGCUAAUACGGGGGAAGCGAGAUUGUUCCAGACCAAAACCUCCCCGAUGAACCAGGGUUGCCAAGAGCUCUGGGGUUGCCAAGCCACGAGCGCCAGCGAAUUGGUUGGAUUUACGCAAGGCCCGGGGCCUGCGGGACUGUCGGUGAGCCCUGGGCUCUUCCACGGGCGGAGCUGGGGCCGGCCCCGGCUUUGGGCACAACUCGUCUGCUGGUUCUGCCGUUCCCUGGGUCUUUGUUCACUCCAGCGAGGGGCCGCGCCGCGGCCGGGGGGGCCUGGCCCACUGCAAACCGAGCCAGCGCGGCCUUUCGCAGGGCCGGGGAAGGUGGGGGCUGGUGGGGGGGUUCCUGGUAGGGCCUACAGAAUUAGGCGCCUCCCCCCCAAUCUGUGUGCCAGCCCCCAACCCUGCAGACACCCCCAUCUCCUGUGCCUGCUGGGGGGGUAGGGGCUGUUGAGAAGUGACCCCGGGUGUGUGUGUGUAGGCGGGGGGGAAACUCUGAACUGCCCCAACUCCCCCCCCGCCGCAGCUCUUGGGCCUUGUUUCUAUUUGCUGCUCUUUUGUGAUGUUCAAAUAAACAGUUGGAAGAAAACCAGG
This is a messenger RNA of Gopherus evgoodei (Goodes thornscrub tortoise), 3895 nucleotides long. Its product is annotated as insulin receptor substrate 1-like. Gene Ontology annotation, biological process: insulin receptor signaling pathway. The coding region runs from base 22 to 1599 and encodes 525 amino acids. Gene Ontology annotation, molecular function: insulin receptor binding; phosphatidylinositol 3-kinase binding. The transcript has 3 exons. The record is from RefSeq and is a predicted model, not a curated record. Gene Ontology annotation, cellular component: cytosol; plasma membrane. Lineage: Eukaryota; Metazoa; Chordata; Testudines; Testudinidae.